AUGGCGAGGCUCAUUCCAUACAUGGUCGCUUUCGUAGCAGCUCUCGUCACGCUCGGUUUUCUUUUUCAUCUGUCAGAAACAUCAAUAUGGGUCAAUGAGGAACGGCAAGAUGGAUACAUGGAGGAACGACAAGAUGGAUACAUGGAGGAACACGUGCAACUGCAAGCUGCUAUGUGUGGAAACACGCAAGAGAACAGGACCAGAGUCAGUAUCGGUGCUGGGCCAGGCGCUUUGGUUCAGGGAUGGCCGUCCAAGGGCGGUGUCUAUAUGUUGGAAGACUGCGUGGGCAUUGAACUGGACUUUCUGAAGUUGGAUCGAUUCCGUAAAACGCCCCAACCAGACCCGUCUGGUCCUGACGCCGCUGCCGAAGAAGAGGCACACUGCAACAGAAUGCUGCAACUAGGGGCCAUCUGGUGGGAAAGCGGAGAAGAAUGGUUGGUGAGGAAACUCAUGGAGCCUAACGAACCGGAUCUUCGUCGCGCCAAGCGCUUCAUCAAAGUUGGCUGGCCGGCCGCAGGUGGAGUCUGGGUUCUGGACCUCAAAGAAGAUGAUGCAAUUACCAGAGACGCCGGUAUUAUUCACAAUGCCCAUGACAUGGAAGAACGCUGCAGGCUGAUUGAGCAACUGGGAGGCGUCUUCUAUGAAGAUCCAAAGAAUUGGGUACAUGCAGAGUUGCCGUGA
Messenger RNA from Trichoderma reesei QM6a, 681 nucleotides. RefSeq lists its product as uncharacterized. The coding region runs from base 1 to 681 and encodes 226 amino acids. The transcript has 2 exons. Lineage: Eukaryota; Fungi; Ascomycota; Sordariomycetes; Hypocreales; Hypocreaceae. The record is from RefSeq and is a predicted model, not a curated record.